AUGGUUUUUGAACCGCUUUUACUAAAACUCGCUGAAAGGGGACAUCAUGUUACUGUUGCAUCUUUUUUCCCCCAAAACAAUCCACCACCGAAUUACACCGAUAUUAGUUUCGAAGGAAUCGCUGAGAUCGGAGUGGAAAGUUUCGAUCUAAAUUGGUAUGAAAACCCUAGUUUUGUUAUGCGGAUACCGAUAAUAGGACGGAUUGUUAAGCAAUUAUCAGAGUACGAUCCCCUCGCUGGUAUGGCUUUGAAUGUUUGCAGUAAGGCAAUAGAUUGGCCGCCUUUAAAAGAAGCUCUUAAAAAUCAGUACGAUGUUGUUUUAGUCGAAAACUUUAACAGUGAUUGUAUGUUAGGUCUAUUACACGUGUACGAGAUAAAUGCACCGGUUAUCGCUUUGUUAUCCUGCACCACGAUGCCAUGGACCGCUGAGCGCAUCGGGACGACGGAUAACCCAUCGUAUGUUUCUGUUGCGAGCGCAACAUUUAUUUCACCGAUGACGUUUUUAGAACGUAUGGAAAAUACAUUUUUACUCAUUUAUCAUAAAUUAUGGUUCCGGUAUAAGAUUCAAGUAAAAGAACAGGCUCUUAUUGAAAAGCAUUUCGGUAGAAAAAUUGUAGAUCUUGAUGAUUUAGCAAGGAAUAUGUCUUUAUUGCUUGUAAACACUCAUCCAACUUUAAACGGAGCUCGGCCUCUCGUGCCGGGUCUUGUAGAAGUUGGUGGCAUGCAUUUGGGUUCAACGAAGAAAGUUAUACCUGAGGUGAGUACAUUGAGUAUAAUAUGUAUUUACUAUUUACGUAAAAAAAGU
Molecule: messenger RNA, 804 nt
Organism: Brenthis ino (lesser marbled fritillary)
Lineage: Eukaryota; Metazoa; Arthropoda; Insecta; Lepidoptera; Nymphalidae
Source: the annotation of a GenBank genome assembly